GUAUGUUGAUGACCUCCUGCCAUGUUCACAGAGCUCGUUAUUCCUCCGAUGCGCCUCUGAAUUAGAGUGAUCAGACCGAAACCACGAACAGCUCCUAUAUCGAGCAGCCCCCAUGGCUCCGUCGCGGCCCGACGAUUCCAAGGUCAAAAAGCAGUUCGGCUUCCCCCUCUUCUGCGGCGCGUGGGCGCCCACGAAGGGCCCAGCGGCGGGCGCGCAGAGCGCGGAGGGGCUGGUGGUGCUGGCGGGGGGCGGCGGCGCGGGGCGGCACGGCAUUAAGAGCAAGAUCAUCGCGUGCAAAUACAGCUUCUCCGCCAACGAGCUGUCGGACGAGGUGUUCAGCCUGUCAACAGGCGCCAACCCCGCGUUCAAGAUUACUGCGCACCCCAACGGCGACGGGCUCAUCGCCGCCUUCGGUGACGCCUGCCGCCUGUUCGAAGUGAGGCCCCAGGAGGAGGAGCAGCAGAAAGGCGGCGGUGAGGCAGGCACAGAGGGAAAGGAGGGGAGUGAGGAGGGCGGAGUGCCGCUGGAGCAGCUGCAGCUGGUGCAGAGCGCUGUGCAGCUGAAUGCAGGAGAGGAGAAAGGGAGGGGGGAGAGGGGAGGAAAGGAGGAGGAGGAGGAGAAGGUUGCGGAGGUGAAAUGUCUGUUGUUCAGUGCGGAUGGGUGCAGAGUGGUGGCGGGGAGUGAGGAUGGGCGGCUGCGGGUGUUUGAGUGGCCGAGUAUGGAGGUGGCGAUGGAGGUGCCGCGCGCUCACACGUCGUCGCUGAGAGACGCGGACAUCAACCUGGACGGGUCGCUGGUGGCGACGACAGCGGAUGCGGGGCCGCUGAGGGUGUGGAGCGUGCGCAAGGGGACGGCUGUUGCCACUCUCUCCAUUGCUGAGGGCGGGGCGCGCUUUGGUCUCUGCCGCUUCUCCCGAGACCCCUCCAAGCCGCUGCUCUACUCCACCUGCGUCAAGGCGGGCAAGGGGUGGGUGGUGGUGUGGGAGACGGCAGCGUGGCGGCGAGUGGCAGUGAGGAAGAUCCACAAUGACCCCAUCUCCGCCUUUGCUAUCAGCCCCGACUCCACGCUGCUUGCCACGGGCACGCCAGAGGGCAACGUGUUCAUAGUGGAUGCUCGCACGCUGAGCGUGAGGCAGAGGGUGGUGGGAGCGCACCUUGUCUUUGUCACCGGCCUUGAUUUCGCCCCCAACUCCAGGGCGCUGCUAUCUGUCUCUGGUGACUCCAGUGCGCGAGUCACUGCUGUCGCUGCCAAGCCUGCGGGCCAAGCCUGGGUGGCUAUGCUCAUCCUCACCGCCCUCGGCCUCCUCGCCCUCGCGCUCCUCCUCUCCGCCUCGGACCUCGUGCACCAACUGCUGGGCCCGGAGUACUCCCCCUACCUGCACCUCCUCUCAUCCUACCUGCAGCUCUUCUCGGCCUAUGUGCGGCACCUCUUUCGCUACCUGGACCUCCUCCUGGUCUAUCUGCGGCAGCUCUCCCCCUACUUAAAGCAGCUCCUCCUCUACCUGCAAGAACUCUCUCUCCAGCUACGAGGCCUACUGGGCGCGGGGCAGCAGAUGCAGUGAGCGGAGGCGAGCUGCAGCAGCCAGGGGGCAGGCCUGCUUAGUCCGCACCUCUCCCCGUACCUGAAGGACCUUGUCCCCGUACCUGAAGGGCCUUGUCCCCCAUACCUGAAGGGCCUUGUCCCCGUACCUGAAGGGCCUUGUCGCCUACCUGCAAGCUUUUUCUCAUCGCCUUCAGAAACUUGAGUCCAGGUGCCUUGGCGUACCGGAGCUAGUGCAGUGCAGCACAGGGAGUGAGAGGGGGGGGGAGGGUGAUGGAGUGACAGUCAUGCACUUAGAUGGUUUUUUAGUCGACUCUCCCGGCGCCUUGGCUUACCACGGAUGGAUGGCGCAACGCAGGGUGUGAGAGACGAGGGGGUGGUAGUUGUCAAACAUAUAUGCAUAUGUUAUUAUAGGCUGGAUAGGUGCGUACUCUUAGAGAGAACAACACAGUAGCACAAAACCACACUGUACCCUUCUAUUCUAACCAUUCGUUACCUU
This is a messenger RNA of Closterium sp. NIES-67, 2038 nucleotides long. NCBI's taxonomy places the organism in Eukaryota, Viridiplantae, Streptophyta, Zygnematophyceae, Desmidiales, Closteriaceae. The record is from the annotation of a GenBank genome assembly.